CUGUAUUUAUGUUAUGUGAGGACAUGAUUUGAGGAGGGGAUCCAUCUUGGUGGGUAAACUAACUUCUUAUGUUUGGAUUGCUGUUUGUGUCUUUAGCCGGUGUUGGAGUGUGUAGUGCAAAGGGGGUUAGUGUACAACAAGGUGAACCACCUCUUCCAUCACUGGCGAGUAGAGGAUCGAAAGUUUGGCCUUACGUUCCAGAGCACUGCCGAUGCCACCUCCUUCGAGAAAGGCCUGCAGACUGUCAUAGACAAACUCGACAGAGGUUCUGACUCGCCCUCGUCCUCCACACCAGAAGAAGCUGACACCGAGGAUGACGGUCAAGCUCCUCUGCCAGUCCCAUACAGGAAGUGACUCGUCAUCCAACAGCAGAAAGGAAAUGCUUCCCAAACCCAUCACCAUAGUGACGAGCGAGUCGUCGUCUCCCUGCUUUGUGCGGCCUGAGGAGUUUAGUUUUGGAUCCAGCCAUGCUGUCACCACUCAGACACCUGCUCAGAUCCACACCAGGCCAGGACAGCACCAGCUUUCACAAAUGACAGCUGUGUUGAAUCCCCCAGCGCCCCCGCCCCCACCUCCCGCUCCACCUACUCCACCUGUGGGUCCCCCAGCCUCAUCUCCUCUGUCCCCCCUCUCACCUAACAUUUCCCUGCUGGAGGAGGGAGACCUGCGCAGUGUGGACCCUUGCAAAGACCUGUGGUGUUCUCGUGGUUAUGGGGAUUACAGAGAGGCAGGGGCGACCAGGACUAUGGUAGGGGGGCUGACCGGAGGUGUGGUUGUUGGGGGUGGAGGGAGUCUGCAGGACAAGUCAGAGCUGUGCGUGGUUCGCUUUGAGAAGGAGCUGGCAAGUGUGGGGACGGCAGGCUGUGACAUGACAGUGACCCUGGACAGUAAAGCUUCCCAGCGUCUGUCCUCAUCAUCGCCCACCUGUACGUCCAUUCCCAAUGCUGUGUCAGGUGUGUCCUCAGGUGCUGGCUCACCCCAGGAGACAGGCAAAGGCUCACCCUCUCCCUGCUGCAUCCACACCUCACUGGCCACGCCCCGGUCACGGACUCGUAAGAGAGGAGGAGGGGCCAGCAGCAGUGGCGACCCGGGGGUCAUCUCCCCUGACGACGACAGCCCCUGUCCUCAGGCUUCAUCGUCAUGCUCCUCUCGCUGUGUGUACUGCCGCUCUGUUUUCAGCGCGUCAGAGAACGGGCGGGGCCGCUGCAGAGAUGCCCCAGACCCGGCCCUGCACUGCCUGCGCCAGUGGACCUGUGUGUGGUGUGCAGAGAGUCUGCUCUACCACUGCAUGUCGGACUCCGAAGGAGAGUUCUGGGAGCCUUGCUCGUGUGAUGACUCGAUGGGGGGCCACCCACACCCCCUUUGCUGUGCCCGCUGGUUGGCCCUCUUGGCCCUGUCGCUCUUCGUGCCCUGCAUGUGCUGCUACCUGCCUUUGCGCGCCUGCCUGCGGUGUGGCGAGAGGUGUGGCUGCUGUGGGGGAAAGCACAAGGCGGUCCGAUGA
Molecule: messenger RNA, 1501 nt
Organism: Chelmon rostratus (copperband butterflyfish)
Lineage: Eukaryota; Metazoa; Chordata; Actinopteri; Chaetodontiformes; Chaetodontidae
Gene: spred3
Product: sprouty related EVH1 domain containing 3
Exons: 4
Coding region: 314-1501 (395 amino acids)
Biological process (GO): multicellular organism development; negative regulation of MAPK cascade
Cellular component (GO): membrane
Molecular function (GO): protein kinase binding
Source: RefSeq, a predicted model, not a curated record